AUGUCAGGAUCUAACCACAACGCCAAGGAUGGCGACUCGGCGCCUCCUCGCCGCCCUAGAGCACCGACCAUCACAAUUGAUACCACGGCCGUGAGCCCAAGUUCUUCAGCUGAGCCGCUCGCUGAAGGAGGCCCAGCAGCCGUUUCCAACUCUCCCGCCUCCCUAGGAAGCCCGACGGACCCAACAUCAAGCUCGCACAAACGCAGCCUCUCGAUCACAAGGCCCGAGGUGCAAGCCGCGAAAGCUUCGGAUGCCAGAGACAGUCGCCCUACCAGCCCGCACAAUAUCUCCAGCCCAUUCUCGUUCCGCGGGAACAACGGCCAGAGUUUCCUCGCCGUCCCCAACACACAGCGCUCACGCCAGAACUCGGUGAACUCGACGGAUGAUGCGCGGUCCGUUACCUCCUCGCAAGGGGACACCACCGUCAUCGGCGGCUCAUUCUCUGAGGGGAAGAACAGCCCUCCGUUCGGCGAUAAAUCAGACAAUCACCUUAUCAUGGACGACGAAGAUGCGCUCAAACCGGACCAGGGCAAGGAAGACGAUUUCAAGGUUGAGGACAAUCCGUUCGCCUUCAGUCCGGGCAUGCUGAACAAGAUGUUUGACCCCAAGAGCCUGUCGGCCUUCUACAGUCUCGGAGGUCUCGCCGGGAUCGAGAAAGGCUUGCGUAGCAACCGAACGACGGGCUUGAGUGUGGAUGAGACCGCUCUUGACGGCGCUGUGUCCUUUGAAGAAGUCGCCCCUCGUGGCAAGAAAGCGCUCAGCGAGGGCGCGGCGCAUGCCCCGCCGAACAGCCAUGCGCACCAUGCUGAGGACCCGGCGAGCGAACCCUUUUCUUCGCGGAAACGCGUCUUUCGCGACAACAGGCUGCCCGAGAAGAAAGGCAAGACCCUUCUUCAGCUCAUGUGGAUCACGUACAACGACAAGGUCUUGAUGUUGCUGUCGGCCGCCGCAGUCGUCUCCCUCGCCGUUGGCAUCUACCAGACCCUGGCUCCAACUGAGAACCAUGAGGAUGGGUCGUUUUCCGGAGCUGAAUGGGUUGAAGGUGUCGCAAUCAUCGUCGCCAUUGCAAUCGUGGUCCUGGUCGGGUCGCUCAACGACUACCAGAAAGAACGUCAGUUUGCCAAGUUAAACAGGAAAAAACAGGAUCGCUUGGUGAAGGCUGUUCGGUCUGGGAAGACGGUGGAGAUUUCCGUUUUUGAUAUCUUGGCUGGCGAUGUCCUCCUCCUGGAACCGGGCGACAUGGUGCCGGUCGACGGUAUCCUCAUUGAGGGGUACAGCGUCAAGUGUGACGAGUCUCAGGCCACGGGUGAGUCGGACAUUAUCCGCAAGAGACCCGCCGAUGAGGUCUUUGCCGCCAUCGAGAAUCACGAGAAUUUGAAGAAGAUGGACCCGUUCAUCCAGUCCGGAUCCCGUGUCAUGGAAGGUGCCGGCAAAUUCAUGGUCACCUCUACCGGUAUUUACUCGAGCUACGGCAGAACCAUGAUGGCUCUCAACGAGGAUCCCGAAAUCACGCCUUUGCAGUCGAAGCUCAACGUCAUCGCCGAAUACAUCGCUAAGCUCGGUGGUGCCGUCGCUCUGCUUCUCUUCCUGGUUCUCUUCAUCCGAUUCCUUGUAACCAUCACCAGAGAACCUGCUUCAUCCGAGUCACCUGCGCAGAAAGGACAUCGCUUCAUCACCAUCUUCAUCACCGUUGUCACCAUUGUGGUCGUGGCUAUCCCCGAGGGCCUCCCACUUGCUGUCACGUUGGCGCUCGCUUUCGCUACCACGCGCAUGCUCAAAGAUAACAACCUCGUCCGGCACCUCAAGGCCUGCGAGGUCAUGGGCAACGCGACCACGAUCUGCUCCGACAAGACGGGCACCCUUACGCAGAACAAGAUGCAGGUCGUGGCGGGUACUGUUGGCACAAGCCAUCGGUUCGGCACCACGACUACGCCAGAUCAGAAGGACACUUCCGAAAAGGACGUCGGAGUUCAGGAGCUCGUCUCGACUUUGCAUCCUGAAGUUAAAGACUUGGUGCUGAAGUCGAUUGCACUUAAUUCAACAGCGUUCGAGGGCAACAACAACGGCGAAGAAGCAUUUAUUGGCUCCAAGACAGAGACGGCACUUCUGAUCCUGGCCCGCCAGCAUUUGGCGAUGGGCCCUGUCAACGAAGAGAGAGCCAAUGUGAAGACGCUACACCUGAUCCCGUUCGACUCUGGACGCAAAUGCAUGGGUAUCGUCGUCCAAUUAGACAACGGCAAGGCACGGCUCUAUGUCAAGGGCGCCUCGGAGAUUGUGCUGGAUAAAUGCACCCAAAUCCUGCGCGACCCUUCGGGCGGUCUAGUCUCGGCGACCCUUACGGAGGAUAACCGCGAAACCAUCAGGAGGCUGAUCGAGACGUAUGCACGGAACUCUCUGCGGACUAUCGGUCUCGUCUAUCGAGAUUUUGAUCGGUGGCCGCCUAAGCCCUCCCGUCGGGUGGAUGCUGAGAAGGACGAGAUCGUCUUUGAAGACAUCUGCCGGAAUAUGACCUUCGUCGGUGUGGUCGGCAUCAAGGACCCCCUGCGCCCGGGCGUGCCCGAGGCAGUCCGGGAUUGCCAGACAGCUGGUGUUGUUGUUCGCAUGGUUACUGGAGAUAACAGGAUGACGGCCGAGGCUAUCGCUGCCGAUUGCGGCAUUCUGCAACCUAACAGCGUGGUCCUUGAAGGCCCCGAGUUCCGGAACAUGAGCAAGGCCCAGCAAGAAGAGAUCAUCCCUCGGCUACACGUUCUGGCACGGUCCAGUCCUGAGGACAAGCGUAUCCUGGUGAAGCGUCUCAAGGACAUGGGGGAAACGGUCGCGGUCACGGGAGAUGGAACCAACGACGCUCCCGCCCUCAAGAUGGCCGACAUUGGCUUCUCCAUGGGCAUCGCCGGAACCGAGGUUGCCAAAGAGGCAUCCGCCAUCAUCCUCAUGGACGAUAACUUUGCUUCCAUUGUCAAGGCGCUCAAGUGGGGUCGUGCAGUCAACGAUGCGGUCAAGCGUUUUCUCCAGUUCCAGCUCACUGUCAAUGUCACCGCGGUGGUGCUCACCUUCGUGUCAGCUGUUCAGAGCGAUGAACAAAUUGCGGUGUUGACUGCAGUCCAGCUGCUGUGGGUCAACCUCAUCAUGGAUACGCUCGCCGCGCUGGCUCUCGCGACGGACCCUCCGCGGGAUAACGUGUUGCAGCGCAAGCCUGAGCGCAAGGGGGCCUCCAUUAUCUCCAUCACUAUGUGGAAGAUGAUUUUGGGCCAGGCCGUGUAUCAGUUGCUGAUCACGUUCCUGAUAUAUUUCGGAAAGGCUAGUGUCCUUCCCGGACCUGAUGAGGGCAUUACGGAGUCCCAGAUCCACACCUUGGUUUUCAACACAUUCGUUUGGAUGCAGAUCUUCAACCAGUGGAACAACCGCCGUUUGGACAACAACUUCAACAUUUUCGAGGGCAUGCUCAAAAACCCGUAUUUCAUCGUAAUCAGCGCCAUCAUGUGUGGAGGCCAAGUCUUGAUUGUCAUGGUUGGCGGGGCCGCAUUCCGAAUCUCACCACAGGGUCAGACGCCGGCGAUGUGGGGCAUUGCAAUUCUUCUUGGCAUCCUCUCCGUCCCGGUCGGCGUCAUCAUCCGACUCAUCCCUGACGAGCUGAUCGCAAAAUUGAUUCCUGCGUCGUUCAAGCGGAAGUCCGACUCCAAGGUCCCGGGAGUCACCGUAUCGGACGACGACGAGCGCUUCAAUGCCUACCUCGAGCCGCUUGCCGAGGUCAGGGACGAGCUGGCCUGGCUCAAGCGUGUCAAGGGUGGUCGCCUCAAUAACCUCAAGUUCGCCAUGAAGCAUCCGCGCGAGACGUUCCUCCCUAGGAAGAGCCCCGCCCACAGCCGCGAACACUCGCGGUCCAACUCGAUCCACCGCCUGCCGCAGACGCCAACACGCGAGGACAGCUAUGGCUCAAACGUCGCCCCGACGCCCGACUCGCGCCGGCGCAGCAGGAGCAUGCGCUCGCGGUCCAAUAGCGCCUUAGGCGCUCCUACAGUUAUGGCGGGCAUCGUGGCCGGCAGUAUCGCCGCUAGCUGGUCGCCCAUCGAUCGACGCGGUCCCGAGCCAGAUUUUGGCCAGUUCCCGCGGCCGAGCCCCUCAGGCGAGGAGUCCAAGGGUGCCACCAGCCAGUCCGUGUUUGGCGGGCAGGUUCUGUCGGACGAGCCGCAGGAGAUUGGUGGCGAGGAGCCUGCUGCGGUUAAGCAAGACGACGUUCCGAUCCUCAGCUUGCCCAAACCCAAGUCGCCUUCGACGCCUAAGCCGCAGGAGUGA
Molecule: messenger RNA, 4293 nt
Organism: Parathielavia appendiculata
Lineage: Eukaryota; Fungi; Ascomycota; Sordariomycetes; Sordariales; Chaetomiaceae
Product: calcium-translocating P-type ATPase
Exons: 3
Coding region: 1-4293 (1430 amino acids)
Biological process (GO): calcium ion transmembrane transport; intracellular calcium ion homeostasis
Cellular component (GO): intracellular membrane-bounded organelle; plasma membrane
Molecular function (GO): P-type calcium transporter activity; ATP binding; ATP hydrolysis activity
Source: RefSeq, a predicted model, not a curated record